Molecule: messenger RNA, 11899 nt
Organism: Porites lobata
Lineage: Eukaryota; Metazoa; Cnidaria; Anthozoa; Scleractinia; Poritidae
Source: the annotation of a GenBank genome assembly
AUGGCUGGUACCAUUCUUCUCACGGCUACUACUUACAGCUACCCACCGACCUAUGCUCUGAGCAUGUCAAGUAAAGAAGGAUUUUUAGGCGUGUCACUCAUCCUUAUUGCCAUAGGAACAGGGGGAAUCAAGGCCAACGUUUCUCCAAUGGGCGCAGAUCAAGUGAAGGAGCAAGGAGAACAAAUGGUGCAGAAAUUCUUUGACUGGUUUUACUGGUUUAUUCAAGUGGGCGGACUACUUGCUUUCACUAUUGUUGUGUACCUUCAACAGGAAGUGUCAUUUUUCUACGGUUAUCUAAUAACAGCGGUUUCAAUGACGUUUGCAACAAUUCUUCUCCUUAUUGGAAGAAAAAGCUACAAACUGUACCCUCCGGAGGGUAGUUACUUAACUGACUCGAUACUCAUCAUUGGCAAAGGCCUUAAGGAUAAAUUCUGCUGCAAAAAAUCUGUUUCCAGGAGCCACUGGCUUGAUGGGGCGAAGGCAACAAAGGGGGGAAAUUUCUCUGAGGAAAUGGUGGAAGGAGUAAAGUCAGUAGUCCAACUAUUGCCAAUCUUUUUAACUUUUAUUUUCUACUGGACAAUAUUUGGACAGGUAUUAGCAAUUUUUAUUUCCUUAAGUGCAUAAGUGACUUCGCUUGCAAGUGAGUUGAUUAGAACGAAAAGAAAAUAGCUAGCACUCAUUAUCAAUAUAAUCGUUAAAAUUUUUUAUCACCAUCAUCAUCAUCAUCAUCAUCAUUAUCAUUAUAUCGUCACCGUGAUCAUUAUCGUCAUUGUCAUCGUCAUCAUAAGUGGUUAGAGCAUUCAAAUUAAGACUCGGAGGGUCCUGUCGUGAGUUCGAUUCUGAUCUGGAGCUCGAAAUUUUUUCAGAGCUUUCUGCUGUUAGAAUUUUCCUUUUUCCAAAUUAUCAUCAUCGUCAUUAUCAUCAUCACCGUCAUCAUCAUCAUUAUUGUUCGACUGCCUUCAAGAUAGAUGCCAUAUAGUAUUACCACAGGGUCUUAUCUCCAUUGCUCUCCCAAGUUCUUCAAAGGCUAACCCAGCUUUCCUGAGGCCAAAGAGGAGGGUUGGAGGAUGAGGCUUUCACGGCUACUUCGGCCUUUCCAAAAGUCUUGUUAAAUUGCUAUAACUUUAUCUUCUUUUUCUUUAGGGACUUACCACCUAUGUCCUUCAAGCUUCUUACAUGAACUUAAAAGUCACAGACAAUAUUUCAUUUCCUGCCGCAUCACUCAGCCUUUUUGAAAUCAGUUCGCUGCUUGUUCUUAUUCCAUUUAUCGACCGAGUGGUUUACCCAGGUCUGCGACGUCUUGGUUUUAAUUUUACCCCACUGCGCAGAAUCGGCGUUGGGUUGCUGUUUGCCGCGGGCUCAGUUGUUAUGGCAGGGGUUAUUGAAGUUGAAAGAAAACAUAUUAUAAAGACGCAUGGAACGUUUGAGCAAGACGUGUUUGAUAAAACCGUGAAUGCAUCCACAAUGAGUGUGUUUUAUCAAGUUCCUCAGUACAUUCUACAGGGAACAAGCGAGGCUCUAGUAGGCGUUACAGGUAACAGUUCACAGUAGUAGUCUUUAAAAACUUUCGUCCUUUAGACUCACCACAAGUUUAAGAAAUAACGUUUCUUACUCAAUAAAAGAAGGAGGUAGUCAGCAAAGGAAAUAUUAAGGUUUAAAAUUGAAGCCUGCCUUUAACUGAUCAGUCGUGUCAAUUGAAGAUAUUCAGUGUUGUCGGUUCUGCUCUGGAAAACCUGGAAAGUCAUGGAAUUUAAGCUUUUCAUUUUCCAGGCCUGGAUAAUCAUGGAAUUUAACUGUUGGUCUUGGAAAGUCGUGCAAAUUUAGUUUUGUUUGAUGCAAGGUAAUGACAAUGUAAGUAAUAAAGAGAAGUAAUUAUCCAGCGCAAACGGUAGACCUUGCAGUGGACACCAGAGUUGUUUGUGUCUGUUGAACUCUCGUAAGGUCCAAAAAAUCUUCUAAAACAAGGAAAGUUUUAAAAAUUUUUGAAAGUGACAGCUAAACCUAAGGUUUGGAAAACUUAAAAAGGUUAUGGGAAAAGUUAUGGAAAGUCAUGGAAUUUGAAGAGCUGAAAAGAGUACGAACCCUGGCUUCUGUUGGAGAGAUCCCGAGUGCGAUUCUCUGACCUUAAGCCCUUGUUUCCACUUCUUUCCUUUCCGUAUAGCUUCCAGUAGCUUAAUUACAUUCUGAACGGAGCGCUGAUGGAGAGAGGGGGUAAAUUGAGCGCAACGUCGGCGUCAGCUUUAUUAGUCGCCAGAUGGUGACUAUUUCGAGUUACCGAAGAAACCUUUGUGUUUGUUUAUCAUUAACACUGAACAUAACCUCCUCUCACCCCUCCCUCCCUAUCCUUUACCACCGGCAAGUAAUUUAGCAUCGUUUCUUUUCUUUUUUUUUCAGGUCUCGAAUUUGCUUAUUCUGAGUCCCCUACCUAUAUGCGCGGAGUAGUUAUGGGUUUGUGCCUAGCAAUGAUUGGUUUGGGUUACUACGUAGCUUCAGCGUUGGCUUCCAUUGUUAAACACGCAUCAUAUGGUGAUUGGUAUCCUGAAGACCUCAACAAGGGAUUUAUGGAAUACUACAUGUUCCUGUUGGCGGGACUUAUGCUGGUUAAUGCUGUUGUAUUCCUGUUGAUAGCUGUCAAAUAUCGAUAUGCUAAUUAUGAUGAAGAAAUGACUUAUCCGGAAAAUCAAGAUAGAAACUUGCGUAAAGGAAGUCCAAAUGAUUACCAGAGUAUAAGCGAAGAUCCUUAGUUACGUAAAGCUGUGGUGAACAUUUCUCUUAUUGAUGCAUCACGCUUUUAUAUCUAAGGAACUUGUCAAUUAGGAUUUCAAAUGAUUAAAUAAGAGUGUUUAUAAAAUCGUUCCAGCCGACGAUUUGUUCGCAGAGUCAUUGCAGUCAUGCCGGUUACUUAGGAAGUUUAAGUAUUCACAACGAUCAAAAGAUUUUUAUGCUAAAAAAUCAUAAUAAAGAUUUCAUUACAAAACAUGUGUAACUUAGGUGUAACUUAAAGAAAUAAAGGAAUUUACCACAUUAAAGGUUUUUUCCUCCGGCUCCUCUUCAACCCAAAUGUCAACAGUUAGUUUUAUAACUCUUUGUGAAGGCAAAAGAUGUGAAAAUUUGGACAAAAGAGCGCAAAAUUUCAUCCAAUUCGGUUUGGCGUGAUAUGCUUUUAAAAGGAAAUGCAAUUUAUUUUGACUGUCCUUCUUGUUCUUUUAUUGUUAUAAAAUAAACAUUUACCUGCAAGUCAAAUCUUUGUUGGUACAUUACAUUUGAGUAUGAGACUCGAGCCUCUACUAACGGGCAGUCUCGGUUCAUUUAACGGCAUACAGAUUUUCAUACAGAUUUGAAUGUACAGUAAAAACCCGUGACUAAGAACCUGGUUUUUAAGAACCUGUUAGGCUAAAAUUUGCCCUUAGGCUCCCUCUAUACAAGAACCUGUUUAGCCUAAAAUUUACAACGGGUUCUUAUUUUUAAAAUUUUUUUUGUACACUCGGAAAUCAAGGACCUAAAUUUUACAACACCUUAAACACCAACAUCAUCAACGCUUCCUCACCUUUAUCCUUUAAAAGAGCACUUAAGGCAUUUAUUUGUAAUAAUUAUUAGUAUACUUCAACAAAAAUCUUGGGAAAAAGCCUUUAAUAUUCAACAUUUGUACAUGUAAACUUCCGUAAUAUUGAUUAGUUUAAUUUUUCACCUGAUAUUAUACUGUACCCGUCGCCGUAAUUUUUAUGCCAUCUUCGAAAAAUUGUAAUUGAGGAGGCCUAAUUAACAUAAGCUCUAUAGUUUCUUUUAGGCCUCCUCGCCAUCUCUUCCUACAUUUUUUUUUUUCUUUUGGCAUCUUUAAGUAAUGUAAUUGUGUGGCAAAUAAAUAAAAAUACCUAAAAAAAAAAAUACCUAGGAUAAGUCAACAUUCAGGGUCCCCUUGGGAGACUUAAGUGCCUUAUCACCCCAACUGGAACGUAUUGGUAUGCAGAUUUUAUGCAAAGAAUAAGAUGAACACCACUAAAUACUCUUAGCUACAAAUAUUUAUUUUUCCUUAAGAAAAUAAAAACCUAUUUAAGAACCUAAAUAGCCUAAAUUUGUCCUUAUUACCAUUUAUAUAAGAACCUAUUUAGGCUUACUUAGGAAAAAGGAGGUUCUUAGUCGCGGGUUUUUACUGUACUAUUUUUGCUUGGGUUUGUUUACAGCGUAUUUUUACUGAGUUGUGUAACCAUACGCUUUUAUAUUUUUAACGCUAAACAUGUUCUAAAUGUCCCUUAAAAAAUGGUGUCACAUCACGCCUCUGCGUACCUCCCCAUUCGUCAGACAAAGUGAAACGAUAGUUGGUCUGAUAUCAACUCAGACGUCUUUAUAUGCUUCCCGAUAACAUACACCUAACUGCAUUAACUUUGUUAUACAAGAAACGUGAAAAAGGAAAAUAGGCUUAUACGAAUAAAUUAGCCUUGCAAAUUACAUAUUGAUAUUUUAAUAAUAAUAAUAAUAAUAAUAAUAAUAAUAAUAAUAAUAAUAAUAAUAUUUGUUUAUUUCCACCAUUCGCAGAUUUCUCUGGGGGAUGAUUACAGGUAGGGUCAGGCAAAGCACUUACAAACAUACAAUUAUACAUAUAAAUAUAUAAAUAUAAAAACAUAAAUAUAAUAAAGCAGUAAUAUGGUAGAAAUCGCAUACACAUUAUUACACACAAUCGAUAUACGGCGAAUAUUUAACUGACACGAAUUCUGAGAACCGGUCAGUUCGGCCGGGUAACACAUGGCCUGAUGGUCCUGACCUCAGUGAAUACGAGGAUUGCGACGAGAUGACCCUGCUGGAUAUUAGGCGGUAAAGCGGGCUAGCGUGCAUAGUUUCCGUCACAAAUUUCUGAGGGUCUCAAUGGGGUUAACCGAUAGGCGUAAACGGGCAAAAAAUUUAGUCGAUAGCCGUAAAAAUUGAAAAAUUUUAACCGUUAGCCGUAAAUAGGAUAAAAAAGAGUUAACCGUAAAAGAAAUUGUUCCCUAGAUUUGCUACUUUUAAGGAAGGUACUAAACUCACUUAUGGUUACGUUUUUUGUUUCCCGGCCGGCUAUUGUGACUCCGUACGCACGUUAGGUAAAUCCAUAGCGAAAGUGUGGCUUCUUGCUGGGGAUCAAUAUUUGCGAUUUUCAGAAGGUCGUGCCCUCGAAACUAGUGAAACAACACGCAGAGAUCUCACUGUUUGUAAAGCACGUUGCCGAUAAACAACAUUUCCCUGUUUUUCUCUGACGCUACGGUAGACAUUGCCAUGCCAUGCCUAGUCCCUGUACGGCGUCUUCCCACGCAGUCUCGGUCAAGGCAUUUCGGUGGCGAACUCGCUCGGACCAGGUGACCCGAAACGCAGUAGCCGCGCGAAAUAAUGAGGCCUACGGACAAGGCAACGGCUGCCGCAGUGGUUCCGUACAGUCCUUCGCUAUCAUUAAAAACACUGGACACGGGAAUUUUGUUAUUGGCCGUUUUCACACUAGAGCUAGAAACGGAUUAUCCGUCUGAGACUAGCCUGUGUACAGUCGCCCCCUUCCGCCUUCCAGACAGACACCCCUAAUCCGAUUUUUUUCUGAGGGGAGGGGGCGGCUGUACACAGGCUAUCUGGAACGAAUAAUCCCUUUCUUCAAACUGUCCGUCGAAAUUAAAGGACAAAGUCAGGCGGAUUGUUCAUUCAAAAUUAAAACUAUUCCAUUUUCAAAUUAAGACGUAUUUACCUAUCUGACGCGAAUCAUCAAACGGAUAACCCGUCUCACACGAAUAAUCCUCCGUCUCUAGUGUGAAAACGGCCAUUUCUGUUGUAAUGAAUGUCGCGCCCCGGCCUUGAGUUGGACGUUCGCGCGUGUGCUUUGCUUCUUCACAAAGAUUAUUUUUAAAUUGACUAUUGACAUUUCUAUGUGUAAAAUAAUAUUAGAAGUGGAAUACUUUAUAAAAAGUACGAUCUAUCAAAUGUUAAAAUUUUUCAAAAGAAUAGCUUGUUUCACAUCCCGAGAUGAUCUAAAGACCUUUAUUUUGCUUUAAAGAUACAAAAAAUACAGAUUAAUUAAUAUUUAACUUUUUGAAACAAAAGAAGUUAAUUUUUAACUUUUUUGUUAACCGUAACUUAAAAAAAUUAGCCGAUAGCCGUAAAAGAGCACAAAUUUUAGCCGAUAACCGUAAAUACCACCACCCCAUUGAGACCCUCAUUUCUUGCACGCCAGGUGGCGUCUGGCCUCUAGAGACAGAAGCCCGGCACGCGCGAGGGUGUCCUCGUAGCUCAAGUCAGGACCAAAGAUGAUUCGUAGGGCUCUCUUUUGCACUCUUUCUAAAGCCAUGCAGAGAUACUGCGGUAAAUUUGCAAAAACUACCGAUGCAUACUCUCGAACAGAUCUAAGUAGGGAGCAAUACACAGCCACCAACUCCCCAUCUUGCACCCCACAAGCUUUCAGUUUUCUUAGAGCAUAAAGGCGGCGGUUUGAUUUCUUUAUUAUAUAGUCGCAAUGAGUCGACCAGCUGAGGUCCGAGGAAAUGUACACCCCGAGGAGCUUAAACGAUUCCACCGAUUCAAUAACAGAACCUCCUACCACUAUUGGUUGACUGUAGCAACUAUUAUAAUGCAAAAAAUCAACCCGCAUCAGCUUGCACUUACUAGGGUUCAACUGCAUGUUGUUACAAUGAGCGAAGCUGUUAACGUCAUUUACAAGGUAUUUCAUUACAGACGGAGAGUUGCGAGGAAUUACCUCCAAUAUUGUUGAUAACCCCGAGGUCACCUGGCCAAGUUUCUAAUCAGUUGAGUUUUAUAGGAAAGACAAAUUGGCCUCUGAUCUGUAAAGGAUUUCAGCCUAACCCUUAAUGUUGUGAGAGUGGCGUGCCUAAUUUAAUUUAUUCCUAUUUAGCUUUUUCCAAUUUUUUUCUUUUUUUCUGUGACAAAGUUGUUUCAGUUUAGGUUACUUUAAACCAAAGACUUUAAUAUGCUACUUGUACACUGAUGUAUAGCCGAUAUUUUACAGUUUAAUAAACAAAGUAUCGUACACUUUAUAGGUAACUCAUAGUCUAGGAAAUUGAGAUUAAUGAAAUUUGUUCACCAGCGGGCGUAUCCACUGUAUAUGAAUUUAAUAAAACUGCACUUUACCAAAGUUUUAUUUUUGAAGAGAACGUUUUGGAAGCUUGCGUGACUUACAUGUUUUAAAUAGAUGGUAUUUGUUCCUAGGUGCGCGUCAGUUGCCGUUAUUAGAUGCCGUGACGGGCUCUUCCGCAUCGCUGCAUCAGCCGAUCCGAACCUUUAAUUUCGUUGAAGUCUGUGUACCACGAAUCUCGUCAUUCGUGGCAGAUUUAAAGUAGGUUUGUUACCUUUUAAAGUGAAUCUGCUUCCCGCUAAUAUUUGUUUUUGAGUAAUGUUAAUAUAAUGUGAACGAUAUCGAUGUCAUAUACAUGUUUUUGCCUAAGGGAAAACUUCACUAUGGCGGACGGCGAUGGUUCUCCAUUGAUCCAAGCUGAAAGAGAGCAUGAAGAAGCAGACAGCAACAGCGAAGUUGAAGACGGUCCAGAUUCAGUAGAACAACCCUCAAGGAUGAGAACCAGAUACCUUGUGGUACUGUGCAUUCUGUUUGUCGAGCUUUGCGAGCGUCUAACUUUCUACGGUGUGGCCGCCAAUCUGGUGUUUUAUUGUAAAGAUAUUCUCAAGUUGACCUCUCCAUUACCCAGUACAAUUACUUUGGCUUUUCAAGGUAUAAUAGGUGUUUUUCAGAAACAUUUUAAUUAAUUGCAUUCAUUUUCUGAACUGAGCAGUGAACAAAACUUAAGCCUUUAAUAGUUGCGAAAGUUUCGAUUUCUUUCAUAACCAGCUAGUCAUGCGAGCCUCUGGACAAGGGGAGGUAAUACAUAGAAGAUGACAAGGGAGCUCCUUUUACUGUCUAAAUUGUCUUUACAUGUCUUGUCAAAUCAUAAUUAACUUGCACUCAGACCAAAUUUUACUUUACUGAACAGCACUGUGAUAUGCCGUCUUAUGUGGUUCGCGUUAACCGUACCAAGCGAAACCAAAAUGUGAUUUGAUCACGAGUUACGUCUAAACCAAAAAUAGAUCCUCUCUUUUUUAUAGGACGCGCUCAGGCAAGUGUUCCCACAGUAAGCCCAAGCUUGAAAUAUCAACCUCUGCGUGGCUGUGUAACCUUCGAAAUAUAUGAAUUUGGUUGGGGCAAACUUUUGUUUCGGUAACAUUUACAUAAUAUGGUUUUCAGUUUAAGCAACACAACAAAAUAAAAGCUAAAAAAUAAGCCCCGGGCCUUAUAUUUUUCAAUGGCCCUUUUUGAGGGGCUUAUUUUUGGAGGGGUUUACAUUCGGAGGGGCUUAUCUCCGGAGGGAAAUUUGCGUUUUAGAAUCGAUUGGGCUAGCCUUAUAGUUGGAAGGUUGGAAGUUAUUUUACCGUUUUACUUUGUCUUGGGGGCAAUUUUCCAAGUCCAACCCCCGGCGCGGGGGGCUUAUAUUUGGAGGGGCGAUUUAACGGAGGGGUUUUUGCGUUACCGGUUUGAGGAGCUUAUAUUUGGAGGAGCUUAUACACGGAGGGGCUUAUUUUCGGAAUUUUACGGUAACUGGCUGAGUGCUGAAGGUAUGUCUCGCUAUUAAAAAAAAUAUAUUUCUCCUAGGUACAUGCUUUUUCACUCCUUUAAUAGGUGGAUGGUUAGCUGACACCCUACUUGGACGCUAUAAUACCAUAUAUGGCUGCUCGCUGCUUUAUAUUGUCGGCACCAUUCUCCUCACGGCUACAACUUACAGCUACCCACCGACCUAUGCUCUGAGCAUGUCAAGUAAAGAAGGAUUUUUAGGCGUGUCACUCAUCCUUAUUGCCAUAGGAACAGGGGGAAUCAAGGCCAACGUUUCUCCAAUGGGCGCAGAUCAAGUUAAGGAGCAAGGAGAACAAAUGGUGCAGAAAUUCUUUGACUGGUUUUACUGGUUUAUCCAGAUUGGUGCGUUACUUGCUUACACCAUUGUUGUAUACGUUCAACAAGAAGUGUCAUUUUUCUACGGUUAUCUAAUAGCAGUGGUUUCAAUGACUUUAGCAACCAUUCUGCUGCUUUUUGGAAGAAACAGCUACAAACUUCGGCCACCAGAGGGGAGUUACGUAACAGACACCUUGCGUAUAAUAGGCAAAGCCCUGCAGGAAAAAUUACGCUGCAAAAAGUCUUUGCUUUCGGUGAAUCACUGGCUUGAUACGGCAAAGAUAACAAAAGGAGGAAGUUUUCCCGAGGAGAAGGUUGAAGGUGUGAAAUCUGUGGUCCAACUGAUGCCAAUUUUUUUAACUUUUAUAUUCUACUGGACAAUAUAUGGGCAGGUAGGAGCAAUUAAUUUUUAUCUUUUCUUGAGUAUUGGGCAAGAACGGGGGUAGGGAUGAAAUAACGGCUCCUUGACAACUGGACAAACAAACGAUUUGAAUUAUUCGAAAUUAUUUUAGUAUAGAAGCAUCUGAUUGCAGGCCGUAUAAGUAGAAAAGAGAAAGAUCCUCUUAAGGAUCUUUAAAUGCCCUAAUGGUAGCCAAGUAAAGAAGGCCAUGACUUUUUUCGUUAUUUGAAUUGCGUUUCCCUGAUUCUUCUAUUUUCUUUUUCUUCAGGGCCUAACCACCUAUGUCCUUCAAGCUUCUUACAUGAACUUAAAAGUCACAAACAGUUUUUCAUUUCCUGCCGCAUCACUCAGCAUUUUUGACGGCGUUUCGUUGCUUGUUCUUAUUCCAUUUAUCGACCGAGUGGUUUACCCAAGUCUGCACCGUCUUGGUUUUAAUUUUACCCCACUGCGCAGAAUCGGCGUUGGUAUGCUGUUUGCCGCGGGCUCAGUUGUUAUGGCGGGAGUUAUUGAAAUUGAAAGGAAACACAUCAUAAGAACACAUGGGACAUUUGAGCAGGACGUGUUUAAUAAAACCGUGAACGCAUCCACUAUGAGUGUGCUUUAUCAAGUGCCUCAGUACAUUCUGGAAGGGACAAGCGAGGCUCUGGUUGUAGUUACAGGUAAACGUUAGAUAAUUACUGCCAACAGCUUUGUUACAAACCUGAUAUCAGCUCAAAUCAAUUAUGAUUGUUCCUGAUGGAUAAAACCCACAACAAUAUCUAAAAGGUUCAUCUUCUCUUUAUUGCUCCACCGUAGCGUCCGAGCUUUUACCCUUCACCUUUUCCUGAAAAACUGGAGGUUGAUAGGCUGAUCCAGGCAAACAGCUCUCUAAAGGCGCUUUUAAGCCCCUGAAAGAAGAGUCAUACGAUUUUUUUCAGUACAAAUUGAAAAUCCAAUGGAAAUAGCAGAAGGGCUGCCAAAGCCUAGCUAUAAAACACCAACGCAGUCUGAAAGUGUCGUAGAAUGAAUGAAAGCUGGAUUAAACUUGAAAACACCAGGUAGUUCUACCCCUGGUAAUAAAAUUAUGGUUGACAUAUUUUUAACGUCAGCUUAGUGGUGAAAUUUCUGAUUCUCGGCCUAUUUGCAAAAACCUAACCUCAGAAACCCGGGGGGCGGGUGGUACUUGUGUCAGGUUUUGCUGGAUAUGUGCCGCUCGCUGGCCGCAUAGAAUCCUUUGCCCAUUAUUCAAGUCUAUUCCGGAGUAGAAAUAUGUGCAAUGUUGUGAAGAGGUGUAUGAUUUCUUUUCCACGUAACCUCCUCUUACUUCAGAUACAGGGGGAAAUUAAUAUGUAACUGAUGUUUCUUUUUAGGUCUCGAAUUUGCUUAUUCCCAGUCCCCCGUAGACCUGCGCGGAGUAGUUAUGGGUGUGUGCCUGGCAAUGACUGGUUUUGGUUUCUACGUGGCUUCAGCGUUAGUUUCCAUUGUCAAAAAGGCAUCAGAUGGUGAGUGGUAUCCUGAAGACCUCAACAAAGGAUCUCUGGAAUACUACAUGUUCCUGUUGGCGGGACUGAUGCUGGUGAAUGCCUUUGUGUUCUUUUUGUUAGCAGUGAAGUAUCGCUAUGCUCAUCAUGAUCGAGAAAUAAUCUUUGCGGAAAGUCAACAUGGAGACUUUAGCGAGGAACGUAUAAUCCGGUAAAACCCGGGUUGCAAUUAAAGUCCUUAGUUGACCUUAGUUACACUUAAUUAAAAGGCCUCCAUUUAAGGACCUUGCUCAACUCAUCCUUUAAUGAAGUACUGUCGAUAGCCUUCGUGGAAGGCAGGAAAAAGAGGAUAGGAUGGAGGUAUAAGUCCUCUCUUUUUUUCCUUUUCUCCCCGCCCCUUUCGUCUCCUUCCACGCAGGCUAUACUCUUAAAGAAGAUCCACACACUUUCUGAUGCAUGAUAACUGGUUUCUGAAUCCUUACUCGACAGAGUGAGAGAGCUCUGAAACCAAAUGUCUGUUUAGGUCAGCCUCAAACUCACAGAGUUCUUCCUUAAUGAGGUCUCCAUCAAUGAGCGUGAGUUAACAACUGAAAAGUUUUGAAUAGAGGGGCCUUUUUAGAAACCUUGAUUUAACUAGAGAUAGCCUGCAAGCAAGCUCUCCUAUUUGGGCGAGUGAAGCGAGUCUCGCGAGAACGUUCUCGCGACGCUCACUUCGCUUGCCCAAAUAGGAGAGCUUGCUUGCUGGCUAAAUUUUAUGAGAGAUCGUUGCAAGCUCUCCUUUCCUUUGCCCCUCUCUCUCGCGUUCUCGCGAGGCUCACUUCGCUUGCCCAAAUAGGGCUAAACUAGUCUUCGCCUAGUCUCAACCCAAAUGUCUUGAAACUCCAGCUGUGUUUAGCCUGUAAUCUGACGUCUCUCCUCGCUUCCUGCCGCUAAUGAACGCCCCUAAUGAAGCGGAACGACGAAAGACGGCUGUAUUCGCAGGCUAAGUUGCGUUCCAUAGGGUCGUUUAUCCUUGCUAAAGAUGUAGGGACAUCGACAUACUAGGACUGAAUAAAAUUUCCUUAUCAGUUAAAUUGAAUGCUCGUCUGUGUGUGUUAGUUUUAGUACAACCGCAAAUAUAGCAAGAACGAGAGCAGCAAC